Adineta steineri is the source of this 438-nucleotide messenger RNA. The record is from the annotation of a GenBank genome assembly. NCBI's taxonomy places the organism in Eukaryota, Metazoa, Rotifera, Eurotatoria, Adinetida, Adinetidae.
AUGACGGACGCGUGGUAUAGUAAAACCAAUGAAACAAUUAUCCCGGGCAAUCCUGAUCGCAUUAAAGCUAAAUGGGAUCCAUUACAAUACUUAAAUUUAGCACAAUACUUAAAAGUAUUUAAUGAAUAUCCACGUGAUUUUAAUCCACGUGUCCAUGGUCCUUAUUGUCCAUGGCGAUACUAUGGAAAACGCGAUCUUAGUUUUGGUGAUGUCAAACUUGCUGACGUCCCAGCAUGGAUUGCACGACGAGAUAAAACACCAAUGGGAGUUUAUCAAGGUGGUAUUAGAACUUUUUGGAAAUUCUAUCGUGCUUAUAUGGAUAACAAGAAGCCAAACCUUAUUUGGUAUACACAAAUUUUUGUUGUCGCCUCACUCUUUAACUUUAUCUUCUAUGCUAUUCCCGAUAGAAAACACUACAAAUGGGCCAAAUAUCACUAA